Phymastichus coffea is the source of this 4445-nucleotide messenger RNA. RefSeq lists its product as uncharacterized. The record is from RefSeq and is a predicted model, not a curated record. NCBI's taxonomy places the organism in Eukaryota, Metazoa, Arthropoda, Insecta, Hymenoptera, Eulophidae. The transcript has 5 exons. Bases 519 to 923 code for a protein of 134 amino acids. Gene Ontology annotation, cellular component: membrane.
UCUGCGACAACACACAGUCGCGCGCGAGCCGUCGUCUAGACCAGCACGCGCCGCUCUUUCCUCGUCGUCAUGUUUGCUGCCACUGCUGUUGCCGACUGAACCACUGUCACAACAGACCGUCCACUAAUGCAUCACCACUGAGUAUUUGUGGAUUUCGCCCAAGAUAUCAGCGGCAACUGCUGCAGUGCGUGAAUGGUAUCUGUAUAGAUAUACGGCUUUGCGUGCAACCAAAUGUAAGGGAGGCAAAAUAAAGAGGCACACAGCAUGGAUUAUGUUAUUGUUCGAAGGUAUUCGUCUGGAAUUGUGCGGAGCGCCAGUGGCGAUCAAGAAAAUCGCUGGCAAUAUAACUGAGCUCGAGGAUCGGUUGGCCGUUGCUGCUGCUGCCACACCACGCGAGCUUGCACGUCGAUUCUCCAGCGCCUCGGAUAUCUACUGUUGAACAAUUGGACAGCCGCUUCCUGUUCCAACUCUUCGAACUUUUUUCCCACUCUCUUGCGCUCUCUCAGCCGAGUUUGGCCAUGGCUGCUACUACUUUUUGUCUCGCUACCCUGCUGAUAUUUCUCCUGGAGACAGGCAGUUACACACAUGCCCUCGAGGAGAACUGCACGGACUUCCAAGGCUACCAGGUUAGACAUGGGCUACUCUACGUGCCGGGACCUGCGGUCUGCAGUCUUUGCGUUUGUUACCAUUCGGAACCUAUGUGGUGUCAGGCCAUUUACUGCACGCCACCCUACAAAUGCAAGAAGUUCCGAGUGGGCGAGCGAUGCUGCGAAUUUCAAUGUCUCGACGGUACGGACGCGGCAAAUGACUGGAAUGAUCCUGACCUUAUCAUAGCUGCAUCCUCCAUCUCGAUUCAUCGUCCGAGAGAAUUCGCAGCUUUGUUGUUCUUGCCAACGAUGCUGCUGAGACUAGCGGCCUCCUAACUCGAGACAAACCCGAGGAUUUCUACAACUGGCUUCUUUAAGCACACAGUUCCGAUAAAAACACGCUGAAAGAAGAAAGAAAGCCAGCCCGAGAGAAGCUCUCGAGCCCGAUCCAUCUCCCGCGGAAGAGAUGUACGCAAUGUGAAAGAGAAAGUCCUUGGGGAAAUCAGCGUCAACACGGCAGAUUAUUAAAAAAGUCCGCGCUCGUGUGUCGUCGAGGUAUGGCUAUGCACAUUCAGUAAGGAAAGUGAGCACCGCGACACUCGUACAGCGGCUCGGGAAACGGCCGUGCGACAUUUAACAUUUCGGAAACCAUAGUCCGAGAGAGUGAUCCGAGGCUCGCGUGGACGCCUGCGCCCGAGCGAAGAGUGAGCGGGGAGGUCGCGCGCCAGGCUCAGAUCACUUUGGCGCGCGCACGUGUCGCGCGUUUGAUUUUUCGACACGACGUGCGCGAGGCGGGAUUCGAAGCACGCUUGCUUCCCCGAGUCUGCGUCAAUCGACGAGUCCUCGCGCGCACGGAGCGUCCAAAAAAACUAUCUAGCUGAUUUUAACAUAUAGAUAUGUGUGACGUUAUACAUAGCACCGUACUAGCUGCAGAUACAAGCAAAUGCAAGACCCACGGCUACUUUCAAACUUUAUAUUGUAUAUGUACCACGAGCAACGAGAUGCCAAGUUGAAUACAGAUACGUAGAUAUAUUUAUCUGAAACGAGAGAUGUGUACGUCGAGUGAUUUUUCAAGCACAAUACGAAUGUGUAUGCGAGAUUUGUGAUGUAUAGAUUUUUUAUCGGUUUUCGCGCGCGCGCAUCAUAUUGUAUAGCUUUUGCAGCCAGUUGUAUAUCGAAGGCAAGCCUUUUAGAACACGUAGCCAAAAAUACGAGGAGGAAUUGCUGUUGAAAGAUUAUCAACUAAUUCUUGAUGUAGCGCAUUUAAAAAUGUAAGACGUAAAAGCCUGUUAAGUUUUACAAAAAUAUACUAUAGUUAAUUUCACUUAAUACUCGUAUUGCCUACGCGUAUUCCUUGUAAACUUUUGUUAUAUGAAUAUUGUUCAAGUUUGUCUGUUGUACGCUUACAAAUGUGAGAACUGUACUGUUGGCAAUUUUUUUAAUGAAUCUCGAAUAUGAAUGCUAUUUUAGACAAUUCAAUGAGCAUUUGAAUAAUGAAAGUUAUCGUGAUUAUACCACUUUUAAAAUAGUGCACGUUUUUUUUUUUCAUUUCUAAAUGUUUUGCAAAUUUCUUUAUUAUGCAAUUGAUAUUUUUUACCUAAGCGUUAGAAGUUUAUAAUUUUUACAAUUUUGAAAAUGGAAAUUUUUCGGCUAGAUAUAAGAUACGUUGUUACAACUCUUCGCCAGAUUUUAAAUAUAUUCCUGCGUACUUAUCUUGAAGGCAAGUAAAGCCGCAAAAUAAUUUUUAUGUACAGAAAUUGCAAAAUGUCAACAAGUGGAUUGGCGUUAUUUCUGAAUGAAAUUAAUCUGCACAGAAAACAUACAGUACGUCCAAUAGACUAUAAUAAUAAAUGGUAAAUAUAUGAAUAAAUAUAUGGGAAAUGCUAUGACUAUAUUUUCCUGAGUAAUUUUUAAUUACUUAAAAAUAAAUAUUUCAAUUUUUAUACAUUUAUAUUACAGUGUAACUGAAAGUUUAUUGAUUAAUUUUAAGUUAUAAAUUCAAAAAGAACGACAGAUAAUCUAUAAGAAAUAAAUACACUAAUAUAAAACUUUCUAUAUUGAAUUCUAUCUCCUUUUGGUAUAUCUAUUCUUUUCAAAUACAAUUACAAACUAAUUUUAUAAUUUAGGUAUAGGUAUGUGUCUUUCGUAUUAAAUAAAUAUAGUUUAUAUUUUUAGAAAUACGAACAUGAUUUAGAUAUAAACUAUAGUGCGAAAAAGAAAUACAUAUCUUCUUGAAGGAUAUGAUCAUAUCUACACAUAAGAAUCCUACAGGUUGAAAAAUUAUCACUUUACUAUAAACUUGCAUGAGCUACAUAAAGAUAAUCUGCAUGUUUUUUAAGUCUUAUCUAAAUAUAAGACAAGUUAUAAAAAAAAUAUUUAUUUUAUAUAAAAACAGUGGCUACAAUCAAUCCAAGAAUGUUCAAUGUUACAUUUGAUUAUUUAAUAAUCUGGUUUUCUCAAGAAAUUGUUAGACGUUUCAACGUGUUAAAAUUAAUAUGAAAUCAUAUAUUUUUUAUGGAAUUAAUAGAAAUGUUGUAUUUGUUAUAGUAAACAUCAACGUUAAUUAAUGGAUUAUUAAACAGUAAUGCUGAAUAUAUUUCAUGUUUUGCAGAAAUUUUAAACAACGAGAAUGGAGUAUGAUAAAUAUGAUAUUACAACAGUAGCGUAUCACUUUACAUACAUACGUGACUUUAUGCAUAACUCUUGUAAUAUAUUGAAAUGUAUUAUAUUCUGUGUAAAGCUCAAAUUACAUGUCACUCCAAUAUUGCCAUUUAAACAUAAUCUCUUUAUAAGUAGAAAGAAUAUAAAAAUUUCAAUGAUUCUUAAUUUAUGAUAAAAACUUCAGCACCAGUUGAAUUUGACCAACUGUAUAUUUUAAUUUUUUUUUUUUCGUAAUUUUAUCUUCAAGCGCUUUUAACAAAUAUUUUUAAUGCCUUCUACUACGAGUAGUAAAGUUAUAUUCUGUUAAAUCAUUUUACAUAUAUUUCGAAGUUUUACACUUUAUAACAUAAAUUGAUUAUAUUCAAUUGAUGUCUCCAAAGCUGUGUAUAGUAUGUAAUGUAUAAAAACAGUAAAAGAAGCAGCUUUACGGCACUGCAAAAAUGCAUUACCAUUAACUGAGGGGUUAAAGUGGACUCAAUAAUCAUAAAAAAAAAAGAAUAGCUUACUCAAAGGUAACCAAGCUUACGCAUAGUUAGAUUUACAUUUUGAUGCCGAGAAUAAGUAAAAUUGAUUUCUACUAAAACAGUUUAUUUAUAACAGGCAAUUUGUACUUGGGCGAAUUUGCAAUCAAUUUUUCAAUCCAAUGAAAAUACAUACCAUGAUAAUUUAUAUCUUCUAAAUAUACAGUAUUUUGAUUCACAUAUAUAAUUCAUAAUCUAAUUUUUCUGCAGAAAAGUCUUGAUAAAAAUCAAUAUAGCUAUAUAUCACUUUAGGAAUUUAGGACUCUGUUACUGAACACAUGAGCUAUUACAGCAAUGUAAUUUUUUUCUACUCACCGAUGUUUAAAUCACGUCAAAAUUGUCUUAAUUUUGAGUUUAGUACUUUGAUAAAUAAUUCAUUUUUUAAGCGAAUGUAAAGCGAAGUAUUAUUUACCAUAGUACUGUUUGCCCAAUAUAAUCCUUCCAAAUAAACGUCUCACUAUAGUGUUUCUGUUUCUACAUAUAAUGGAAAUCAUGAUAGAUUAAACAUUAAAAAUUUUUCUCUAAUUGGGAAGUCUGCGUCAGAUACCCAUAAGCGUUAAAAGUACCUGUGAAAAUUUUUAUGACCCAUAACAAUGUAUUGUGUCAUAAGAGAAUCUUCAAACACAUGCAGAUUAAUCGUCAAGUGGCCUUUUAUGUCAAAUAAUAACAUUGUACA